UGCCGGUGGCAUAGAGGGGAACCGAGUGGGUGGCGACGCCAGAGUGAACCGCGGGCAGCUGCGAGGAGGAAGGGGAGCAGCCAGGCGGGAGUAGAGGCAACAGGCAGGAGGAAGCCGAGGACACGGAGCGUAAGGGAGAGGUGAGGGCAGCCCGCGAAGAGGCAGCAGUCGUGGAGGCGGUGGGAAGCGAAGGCAGCGGCGGGAGGCGGGAGCAGCUGGGGCGGAGGGAGGAGCGGGCGGUCGGGCGCAGCCAAUUCAGGGGGGGCUCGUCCAUUUUUCGGUGUGAGUCAGGCACGUCGGUGGGGUGAUGCUACGGCACUGGGCAGGGAGAGCCGGGGAGCCGCCCGCCUGGUCGGGCUUACACUUUUAUCCGUGCCAACGCCGACGCUGAGGGAAACGCCGCUUCCUCCUUCACCUCCCUCGCCAGGGCCGGCGCCAUGGCUGGGGGCGCCGGGCCUGCCUCCUGUCCGCUGCGCCGUGCUCGCUGACGGAGCCCACGCGCGCUCCCGCCCACUGAGGUCUUGCCCUGGCAUCCAGAGGAAAAGCUUUAAAUUACCCUUACCCCGAACUGAGCUGUUUGCAUCUCCUGAAGCGUGGGAAGGGAGGCGACUACAAAGAGGUUGUCAUUGUAUUUCAUGUUUCGUCAGCUUGACAGAAUUUUGGCUUUGAUUCCGUCUUGCUCCUACCUGUUCCUGGACAGUGACGGGGUGGAGGAGAGGCACCAUUUCACCAUGUCUCGUUACAGCCUCCAUAAUCUCCUGGACUGGAUGUAUGGGGGUGUGGACCCUAGCUUUGCUGGCAAUGGGGGACCAGAAUGUGCAGCCUUUCUCUCUGGGCAGCAGCGCUUUCUGGAGAGUAUGGUCUUCCUCAGUGUGGGUGUCGUGGAGAUCCUUCUGUCCUUGUGGAAGCUCAGGCAGCCACAUUUCAGGGAACCGGAGGGUCAUCUGCUUCAGCAACCUCAGACUAAGCAAGAGAGCUUGGGCAAGAAUGUGCUGCUGGUGGUGGUCUGUCUCAUCUUCGGACUGGAAGUGGGGUUCAAGUUUGCCACCAGGACUGUCAUUUACCUCCUAAAUCCUUGUCAUGUGGUCACUAUGAUUCAGAUUUUUCUUCUUGCCUGUCCUCCCUGUCGGACUGCAAUGAUUCUCUUCAGGUUGCAGAUGCAUAUGCUGAAUGGGGCCCUCUUGGCAUUGCUGUUUCCUGUAGUUAAUACACGCCUGCUUCCAUUUGAAAUGGAAAUCUAUUACAUCCAGCAUGUGAUGCUUUAUGUUGUGCCCAUCUACCUGCUGCAGAAAGGAGGUAUCUACACUCCAGAACCACUCUGCAAUUUCUGGUGGGCUCUUUUAUCCACGGGGUUUAUGUUUGUAUAUCAUUUUAGCAUCUUGCAGAUUCUGGGAUUGGUUACAGAAGUGAAUUUGAACAACAUGUUGUGCCCAGCCAUCUCAGAUCCUUUUUAUGGGCCCUGGUAUCGAAUCUGGGCAUCUGGACAUCAGACUAUCAUGACCAUGACCCAUGGGAAGCUUGUAAUCCUACUCUUUUACAGUGCUGUCCCCGUCUUUAAAUGUAGCGUGGACUUCCUUAGACUCCCAGCUAAGAAAAUAGACUGAAAUGUCUCCCCACGGAGUAGCACUUACGGGAAGCAGAUACUUAUACUGGAAAACAGAGGAGGAAUGAGAGGACAAUGGCUUUAUACUUCUCCCCACAGUUUAUUGCCUCAAAAAUACCUCUGUGAUUCAGUGAGGGGUUUUCUAUGCUGUUUCUUACUGCCUAUUGCCAAUAGCAAAAUUAGUGGCCUUACUCUGGGAAUGGUUUGUGUUGUAUACAUUUCACAGAUUCCAGGAGAACCUUGCUAAGCCACCAUUUAGGAUUAGGCCAGGAUCUGUCCACAUUCCAGCAAAGACAGUUGCGGUGCUACCUCGUUUUGACUUAUCCUCCAUUAAGUACACUUAUAUCAUAGGAUAGGAAAUAAAGCUGAAUGACCACACUCCAUUGAUGUGAAAGAGCACAGGUUGAGGUGCAUCAUCCUGGUUUAACUCUCAGCACUUGAAUGCUGCAGAAUGGUCACAGUGAGAGGGAUAUACAUUUCAUCUUCCAGACUAAGUGCAAACCAGUGAGGUUCUACUGUAUUUUCUUCAAGCGGGUUGAAAAUG
Molecule: messenger RNA, 2147 nt
Organism: Dryobates pubescens (Downy woodpecker)
Lineage: Eukaryota; Metazoa; Chordata; Aves; Piciformes; Picidae
Gene: TMEM164
Product: transmembrane protein 164
Exons: 7
Coding region: 636-1604 (322 amino acids)
Source: RefSeq, a predicted model, not a curated record